ACUGCUUCAAUAACUUGAAUCUGAUUUCUUUUUUUUUCAGAUUGUCCAACGCUAUGACAUCAUUCUGAUCCAGGAAGUCCGCGACAAAGAUGGGACGGUGACACAAAGCCUCAUGGAUCUUGUUAACCAGGGUUCUCAUCAGUUCAGCUACAUCGUCAGUGAGCCCCUGCCCCUGGGUUCCAGCAUCCUACAAUUAUUGAUUCAUAAGGAGAGAUACCUCUUCCUCUACAGGGAUCAGAAGGUGUCCGUGAAAGGCAGCUUCCAAUACACUGGCACUGGCUUCAACAGACCGCCCUUCGUCGUCCAGUUUUCCUCCACAGAGACCGCUGUGAAGGAAUUUGUUCUGAUCCCCAUUCACACCAAAUCGGGGUCCGCUGUAAAAGAAAUUGAUGCCCUUGUUGACGUGGUGAAGAAGGCCAAACUCAAGUGGACGAACAAUAACAUCAUGGUGCUCGGAGACUUCAACGCAGACGGCAAGCAUGUCAAAGCAGGAGACUUGAACAAAAUCCGCCUCUUAGACAACAACAAGUACUUCCACUGGCUGAUCGCCAACGGCGUCGAUACUACACUGGAAGAAAAGUCUUCCAACACUUACGACAGGAUUGUCGUCACCACUGAAAUGGAGAAGGGAGUGGUGGCAGGCAGCGCUAAGGUCUUUAACUUCAGGGAGGAAUAUGAUCUGAGGGAUAAGGCAAAGAAGGUCAGUGACCAUUUCCCUGUGGAGGUGAGGCUGAAGCUGCAGGUGGAGCCAGAGGCGGAGGCGCCAGAGGCGGAGGCGCCGGACACGGUGGACACGGCGGACACGGCGGACACGGAACCGGAGUCAUAAAAAACCGGACAAAAACGGAUUCAGAUGAGCCGCCAGAAACCCCCCCAAAAAAAGCAAACCUUGAGUCUGAAUCCGAAUUAGGAUUAUUCAGUUGGAGUAUUUCUGGAACCCAUGCAGCAUUGAAUAAGAAUAAAAAAAAUAACUACCAAAUGA
Messenger RNA from Notothenia coriiceps (black rockcod), 982 nucleotides. RefSeq names its product deoxyribonuclease-1-like. Gene Ontology annotation, biological process: DNA catabolic process. Gene Ontology annotation, cellular component: nucleus. The record is from RefSeq and is a predicted model, not a curated record. Gene Ontology annotation, molecular function: deoxyribonuclease I activity; DNA binding. The transcript has 7 exons. NCBI's taxonomy places the organism in Eukaryota, Metazoa, Chordata, Actinopteri, Perciformes, Nototheniidae. Bases 113 to 829 code for a protein of 238 amino acids.